AGCAAAAGUAAAGGUACAUACUUCACGAGGAGAAGGAUGGCGAUUUUAUCAAGUACAUUCAUUUUACGUAUUUUUAUAGUUGCUCUCUUAUCCCUUAAAAAUCCCAUGCUCUGUAUCCGAGCACCAUGGUUGAGUACUUGGCAAACCUUCACACAAAACCAACCCAGUCCGACCGUCAUCCCCCACCCCCUCAACGAGUACCCCGCCAAAGUGGACGUGCAGAUCCGUGUGACCGAAGGCUCACAGCAGCAGAUAUUUUCUGGGAUUGGUUCGUGUCAGCGUGAUGAUGAUGAUCCCAAUCCUUAUGGGGGGAUUGUUUACAUCUAUAACCAUCAAGAAGUGAAGCUCUACACCCCUAUCAUCUCCAAUACUCCUUCCAGUAACCAGGACGGCGUGUUUGCUUACACUGGUGGAGCUGUGUUCAACGGACCAUUUGCGGGUAAAUACGCAACAGCUGACAUCAGAGUGAGGGUUUGGAGAAUGUGCGAUUUCCCGCCAGCAAACUUUACGUCUGCAAAUGUUUACACUGUGUCUACUUCAGGCUCUUCUUACACUGAUAUACCACACAACAUUGGAUAUUAUCCAGAUCUAAUUGUUGUACAAUUAAAACUGCCAAAUGGCUUUGUUUCUGAAGCACAAGGUGCAGUAUUUAAGGAACAAGCCGUUUAUUCCUAUAACAUUGUAUGUGGAGUAAUAAUGGCAUAUGAUAGCAGCAACAUUCGUCUUUGGCCAGCGACUAAUGGUAUUGGGUCUGGGCAAUAUGGAGUAUUUUGUGUCUCGGAUGGAUGGAGUACUACUGAAUCAGCAUAUACAUAUUCAUCCGCCGAUGUCUAUGUGCAAGCAUGGAAAUUCAGCAUUUCGGACAUUCUGUUCACUCAGACGGACACAAGAGGUUCGGGAAUAUCUGUUUCUUCUACCAUCACUCUGCCACAGCCAUUUAAUAUAGAUAACCACAUAUUUCUUGUGCAGUCACAAGCUGUGGACGGAAGCUAUAUCAACUACAUUUUUGAGGGGGCAGGGUCAGCGCUUAGUGACGGCUCGGCUUUCUUCGCGAGAAUGGGUGCUGUGGUGUACUCGUACAAUCAGAACGAAAUCAAUUUGUGGUACCCGGGUGCUGGAGACUACCUUAUAUUCAUUGGUGGUACUUGGGGUUAUGGAGCCCCUACACAGCAAUCCACUACAGCCAGUGUGUCAGUCAAAGUCUUUAAAGCGGAUUCAACAUUGCCAGGAUGCGGAUGUUCCAAUUGUUCAUCGGACUGGAAUACCCUUACCACCACAUGUGUAACAAGUCCCCCAGAUGAUAUCGCGAACGCCUACAAAUUGUUCUCUUAUAACACCACUGUAUAUACUUGCAUGCCUGGCUACCAAUCAAAUGGAGGGAAAAGUGUCAUUGCUUACACAGGGACUCAAUGGGAGCAAACGGACUUCAACUGUACAGUAGUAUCGACUGCCUGUGUGUUUACCACUAACACAAUAAUAUACAACAUCACAACUUUACAAGAAAGAGUAGACGACCUGAAAAAGAAUCUCACAAUUGAUACCAGAAACACGAGUGCGUACCGCCGAUCCUUGACAUGCGCAUCCGACCCCCGACCAAGCGCCGCACAUGUCGGUUAUCUAGGGAUCUGUAUCCUCAGUGUUACUGGCGGAUUGCUUCUUUGUGCUGAUCUGUCACGUUUGGCGAAAUCAGACGAAAAUGAGCACUACUACGAUUAUUGAACUAUUUUGUAUCACUACAGGACUGGUUGGUCGUGGUCCCCUUUUAAUCUUCUUGGGAUGAAGAGCUCAAUAUUAUAAUAUAUUGUAAUCCCAAAGUAGAAUAUAGUGUUAUAAAAAGGUCUUUGUAUAUUAGGUGUGCCCAUACUUUAACAAUAAAAUGUAAAAUUUAAAAUCCAGCAGAUUAGAUACAUGUAAUUUUAUAAUCGCUUUUCUUCUCAUGCUUAUAGUAAAAGGGAAAAUAAAUUACUACUUGAUGGAAUUGAAAUUGAAAUUAAAAGCGACCGCAAAAUCAAAAAAGGCCUACACGUUACCACGAGUCCACGCAUUUCACAAAAAAUAGUACGUCUUUUCAAUAUAUGUUGUUAUAAAUAUGGUUGUAUUAGAAAAGUCACUAAUUGAAAUAUUUGUCUAAUUUUCAGUACGAAGUCCACGUUAAACCAAAAUUAAUUCAAUGUAAACUUUUACAAAACCUGUAGAACAUUAUUUUACUCGGAUUUCGUUGGUUUUAAGUGUUUAAAAUAGUCAAAAACCAACUUUAAUUUUUAUUGCAUACUAAUUAUUUUCCUAUAUAUAAAUAUAUCCCUAACAAAACCUAAAGAUUUAAAUGAAGUAGUGUAGGACAAUUAAGACUCUUUAGUCUUUAAACAUGGUAAUAGUGUGAUUUGUCUUCUUUGAAAACAUUUCUGAUGUUUGCAAAAGCUCUAUAUUGUAGCCGAAAAAUGGAAAAAGGCGGUAUACCUCUUUAAUCUUUCAUCUGACAUAUUUAAUGUGUCAUCCAGCAUCCUUCGAUUGAAAUAUGAUUUUUAUGUUAAACUCUGUUAUGCGUACCUAUACCAUGAAUUUGAAAGCUUAUAUACAUCAGAAAUUAAUUAAGUAAUUAAGCAGUAUUGUAAGCCAAACAUAUCGCAAGAUCUACAUUGACAUGUACAAGUGUAUCAAUUGCACAUGGCAUUUUAGCAAGAUGCCAACAUUGCUUUCUUUAUUGUCGAAGUCUGUUGCAUUCGCGCAUGCGAGGUCAUCCUAUAAAUUAUGUGUUUGUGUUUUAAUUUAUAAAUAAUUUAUGUUCGGUUGAACUAGAUAAGAUAAGAUGUUUAUUUGGUACUUAAAGGCCAUUGCCCACUGUACAUUUAGGCAUCAUAUCUAUAUGCAACAUAAACAUGUUAUAUACAUAAUGUAGAUACAUAGAAAAUUUGAAACAGGAGCAAUACUGUAUUGUUUUAACAUAGAUUGUCAUAGAGUUAGCAUUUCUUGUCUUAUUGACAGACCUUUUUUUAAUAAAAAUUGCUGUACAUUUGAUGACAUUUUGGUCAUUGCUGUUAAAAAGAUGGUAAAUACAAAUUGGAACAUCUUUUCUGAAUGAUGGACAGUGAAACAAAAAAUUUCUUCUUUUAAAAGUCCUCCAACAUUGGACAGUGAAAUACAAAAGUGUACUUCAUUUUCAAUUUGUCUUAAAUUACAAAGUUGACAUAAUCUAUCCACACUAUCAAUUCCCUCAAAUCUACCCUCUUCAAUGCGUAAUUUGUGUAAGGAACACCUAAACGAGGCUAAUGCCUGUUUUAAGGGGUAGCUUAGAAAUGAGAGGUAACUCUUACAUGCAAGUUGUUUUUUAAACAUCACAUAGAAAGCACACUUUUGUGAAUUGUCUAACUUUGAGUUCCAUUCCUGUAGGGCACAGUCUUUCACCCUUUGGUUCAAUUCUGACAUAAAGACCUUUAAAUCUCCUGGGCCACCACUUAACCAAACGUCCCCA
This is a messenger RNA of Magallana angulata, 3469 nucleotides long. RefSeq lists its product as uncharacterized. The record is from RefSeq and is a predicted model, not a curated record. NCBI's taxonomy places the organism in Eukaryota, Metazoa, Mollusca, Bivalvia, Ostreida, Ostreidae. Bases 37 to 1719 code for a protein of 560 amino acids. The transcript is spliced from 10 exons.